AUGAGAGUUUCUCAGUUGAAAAAGGUAAAGACAGCCCUUAAUAAUCUUAACUUGGAAAUUCAAGUUAUUAGUGAUAGAUGUAAUAAUUAUGAUGGAGAUGAUUGUAACAUUACAAGAGCAUUGAAUAUUACUGGUGAAUUUAUGUAUUUUAGUUUUGACAAUGGUGAUUUAGCUGACAAGUAUGGAAUUCCAACUGAAUCCUAUGGAAUGUCAUUCAGUGAUGCUUCCCCUAGAAAGCCAUAUUAUGGUAAAUAUGCUGUGUUCAACAAAGCUACUUCUUCAAACUUUAAUACAAAUAGUCCAACAUGGGUAACUUUUGGUACUGGUAAAUCUCUUUCACUGUGGCUUAGAAAGUUAACUAAUACGGAUUCAGGUGUUGUUUGGAGCUUUCUAAUGAGCCAACCUCCUUUAUUUCAACACAUGGGAAGUAAUGGUUUAGCUUCAAGUGAUAAUCUUGAAUUUUAUUGGAAAACAUCAUCAACAUUACCAAUAAGGUUUUAUUCUUCAUCCAAAUUGUUAGACAAUGAAUGGCAUCAUCUUGCUGUUGUUUGCAAGGCAACUGGAGUUGAUAUUUAUAUUGAUGGAGUUUUAGACAAUUCCAGUUCAUCAACUUUUGAUCCAGUAACAAGUAAUAUUAAGUUUGGCGGCCUCCAAGGUAUCAACUCUGCUUUUUUCAGUGGUCACAUGGACGAAAUUAGAAUGUUCAAUGUUGAAUUAACAGCUGCCCAAAUCCAACAAAUUUAUAAUUAUUAA
Messenger RNA from Naegleria gruberi, 753 nucleotides. RefSeq lists its product as uncharacterized. Lineage: Eukaryota; Heterolobosea; Eutetramitea; Acrasida; Naegleriidae. Bases 1 to 753 code for a protein of 250 amino acids. The transcript has a single exon. The record is from RefSeq and is a predicted model, not a curated record.